Molecule: messenger RNA, 1328 nt
Organism: Magnolia sinica
Lineage: Eukaryota; Viridiplantae; Streptophyta; Magnoliopsida; Magnoliales; Magnoliaceae
Product: red chlorophyll catabolite reductase
Exons: 2
Coding region: 117-1070 (317 amino acids)
Biological process (GO): chlorophyll catabolic process
Cellular component (GO): chloroplast
Molecular function (GO): red chlorophyll catabolite reductase activity
Source: RefSeq, a predicted model, not a curated record
GUGUAUCAUAUAACUCGUCUUCUAUCCAACCUCCCUCGUCCAAUUCCAGUGUAAAAACGCAGUGCGCAAUACGCACCCGAGGACCGGAAGAAGCGUGUACGUUAUACCAGCAAUAGAUGGUGGUCCUCCUCUCCUCUCAACAUCUGCAUCUCCCCUUUUUAUCUCCUCCUCCAUCCCCUCCGAAGAGAUCCAAUCAUCGAACCUCCAUCUCCAUGACUUCUUCUUCUUCUUCUUCUUCUUCUCCGUACUCUCACAAGGACACGCGGCGGUCGUCUCUCCUCGAAUUCCCCCAUCUCUCCCCCUCCCACCGCGAGCUCAUGCUCGAUCUCAUCUCCACCGUCGAGACCCGCCUCGGGCCCCACCUCCUCCCUUCCGCCGUCCCACCAGACGUCGCAUACUUCCAGACCGACUCUGGAAAUUCCCAAGGUUCCCUCGACAUCAGAUCCGGCCGGAAGGACUCCAAGAUCGAUUUCAUCCUCGGAUCUUGGCUCCACUGCUUGCUCCCAUCCGGCGCUGCGCUCGACAUCGCCACCCUCUUCGCAUACCUCAGUCCCAAAACAGAUGCCCCACACCUUCUAUUGGAAUUCAUUCAGAGCAGCCCUACAUCUCUCAUACUCUUCAUGGAUUUGCUCCCAAGGAAAGACCUUGUACUCCAUCCGAAUUACCUCGAGACCUUCUACCAGAAUACGCAACUGGACGCACAACGGAGUAAGUUAUUAGGAGUUCCAAAUAUAAAAACUUACUUCUCUUCGUCUCUUUACAUCCGCAGUGUCUUAUCUCCCACUGCCAUUGCAAUGAGCAUAAAUUGUGAAGAAGGGAGUGUGGAUGAGAUAAUGCGUGAUUAUGUUGACAGUGUUGCGAAAGAGUUAGUGAGGAUUUGGUUGGAUGAAUGUGCUGUUGGGGGGAAAGAGAUUGAGGAGGAUGAGAGGGAUGACUUGGUUAGGAGAGAUGAUCUGCUCAAGAGGAAGACAGUGGAAAUUGAUCUUGCUUCGAACUUGCCAAGAUUGUUUGGUGCAGAUGCGGCGGGCCGGAUUGUGGAUGAGAUUCAGAAGGUGUUUGGAAUUGAUUGAGGCACGGAGCUGGUUUUCAGUCCUCACCUUGUAUCAAUAUACUUCAUGGAUUCAAGGAAAGUUAUAGGUAUGUUCCCUCUGUUCAUAGCUAGAUUUUAAAUGAAUGUAAUUAGCUUUUGGUUGUGUGACAAGCAUGGUGUGAAAAAAACAGAUCUAAUACUCAUGCAGUGUGUUGAUUCGUGGACACUCCUGAAAUUGUACAUUUGGCACCCAUCAAAUCAAAUUAGAUCAUCCAAAUUGUGGGACCCACUAUAGAUA